AUGGCGCAAACAUGGGAUAGUUCACGGUGGAAAUCCUGCAAAUACAUUGCUUCUGGGUCCUUUGUUGAAGGCAAUGAAGUAAGUAUCCACUAUAUCCGCUGCGAACCACCUGAGGGCACGAAGACUAGGGGGACUCUCCUGCUGAUACAUGGUUUUCCGCAAACCCACUAUCAAUUUCGACAUGUUAUUACUCCGUUCGCCAACGCCGGAUACCGUGUUAUUGCGCCCGAUUACAGAGGAGCCGGGGACUCUUCGCAUCCUCAUGACGGCUUUGACUUUGUUAAUAUGGCUGCCGACUUUCGUGCAAUCAUCCGUGAUCAUUUGAAGGUUGAGGAAAAGAUUCACUUGGUUGGCCACGAUACUGGUUGUGGGAUUGCACACGCAUACGCCAGCCGCUACCCCGAUGCCACCGCCUCCUUGGUUUGGGGUGAAGGCCCCGUUCCCGGUACCAAGAUAUAUGAUCAGAUCAUCCCUGCAGGAUUGGGUGGUGGUCUUUGGCACAUUGCCUUCCAUUGGCAAAGCGACCUGCCCGAGCGGCUGGUGCAAGGGAAAGAGCGAAUCUAUCUUCAGCACUUCUUCGACAUGGGUUCGAAUAAUGCGAAGUUUCUAACUGACCAAGACCUUGACGUAUAUGUGGGAAAGUACUCCAAGCCAGGGGCUCUCCGGUGUGCAUUUGGGGUGUAUCGUGCUCUUCACAAGGAUCGUGAAGACAAUCUUCAGUGGUUCAAGGAGAAAGGCAAAGCAAAAGUCCCUAGCAUGACGCUAAAUGGCGCGCACAGUCCCAUUACUCCGAUAGCCGAGGCGGCAAAUGAGGAAAUGUACGAGGUCACCGCAUCUGAGACUGUCUCUGAUAGCGGUCAUUGGUGCGCCGAAGAGAACCCAGAAGGGUUUAUAGAGAAAGUACUGUUCUGGGUUGAGAAGCAUCCACAAUAG
Molecule: messenger RNA, 933 nt
Organism: Rhinocladiella mackenziei CBS 650.93
Lineage: Eukaryota; Fungi; Ascomycota; Eurotiomycetes; Chaetothyriales; Herpotrichiellaceae
Exons: 1
Coding region: 1-933 (310 amino acids)
Molecular function (GO): catalytic activity
Source: RefSeq, a predicted model, not a curated record